AUGAUGAGUGACGAUGGAAAACCAACAAAUGAUGAAAAAACAGCAUCAAGUAACAAGCUUGAAUCAAUGUCACAAGAUGAAUUAAUGAAAUUAGUUAAAAAUCAAAUUAUAUUAAAGAAAAAGCUUGAAUCUAAAUUAAGUGAUUUACAAACUUCUAAUUUAAGCUUAUGUCAAACGGAGGAGCAACUUCGUAAUGAACUCGAAGAUGAACAAAUAAAGUCGAAAAAUUUAAGCGUUAAUCUCGACCAGUAUAAAAUCAAUGAAUCGAAACUUCAACAAGAACUUAAUACAUUACGCGAAUCAUCUGAAUGUCUUCAGUUGCAAAAUGAAUCAUUGAAAUCAUCAUGUAAAAAUCUACAAGAUGAAACAUCGCAUCUCCAAACUGAACUCUCAAAUCUUCGUUCAUCAUCUACUAAUGCUGUGCAAGAUUUCAUCAAUAAAUUAAAUGAAACUCAAAAUACUAUUGAAAAUCUUCAAAAUGAAAAGCAAUCAAUUGAACAAGAAAAACAUCAACAAAAAGAUUCUAUUCAAAGUCUAGAACUGGAAAUCAAUGAUUUAAGAUUAAAAGUCAGUUCAUUUGAUCAAGAGAAACAAUUAAUAGAAGAGGAAUGCAAUGAUUUAAGAUCCAAAUCAAGUGUAUUUGAUAGAGAGAGGCAGUUAAUGGAGGAAGAACUCACUAACUUAAGAUCGAAAUUGAGCACAUUAGAUAAUGAUAAAAUGUUAAUGGAAGAACUCAAUGAACUAAGAUUAAAAUCUAGUUCAUUCGAUAAAGAUAAACAGUUAAUGGAGGAAGAGCUCGAUGAUUUAAGAUCUAAAUUGGACACAUUUAAUAAAGAUAAACAGUCAAUGGAAGAGGAACUCAAUGACUUAAGAUCCAAAUCAAGUACAUUUGAUAAGGAAAAACAAUUAAUGGAAGAAGAACUAAACAACUUAAGGUCAAAAUCGAGUACAUUUGAUAAAGAUAAGCAACUAUUGGAAGAAGAACUGAAUGAUCUUAGAUUAAAAGCCUAUUCAUUUGAUAAGGAUAAACAAUUAAUAGAACAGGAACUCAAUGAAUUAAGAUCAAAAUUAAACACACUUGAUAAAGAUAUACAAUUAAAGGAAGAAGAACUCAAUGAUUUACGAUUAAAAUCCAGUUCAUUCAAUAAAGAUAAACAACUAAUGGAAGAAGAACUCAAUAAGUUAAGAUCUGAAAGCAGUUCAUAUGAUAAAGAUAAACAGUUAAUGGAAGAAGAAAUCAAUAAUCUAAGACUAAAAUCUAGUUCAUGUGAUACAGAUAAGGAAUCAAUGGAACAGGAACUCAAUAACUUAAGAUCAAAAUUAAGUACACUUGAUAAAGAUAAAUAUCUAAUGGAAGAAGAACUCAAUAAGUUAAGAUCGGAAUCCAGUUCAUAUGAUAAGGAUAAACAAUUAUUAGAAGAAGGUUAUGACAAAGAUAAACAGUUAAUGGAAGAAGAACUCAAUAAUUUAAGAUCUAAAUUGAACACAUUUAAUAAAGAUAAACAGUUGAUGGAAGAAGAAAUUAAUGAUCUAAGAUUUAAAUCUAGUUCAUGUGAUACAGAUAAAGAAUCAAUGGAACAGGAACUCAAUAACUUAAGAUCAAAAUUAAGUACAUGUGAUAAAGAUAAACAAUUAUUAGAAGAAGAAUUCAACAACUUAAGAUCAAAAUCAAGUACAUUUGAUAAAGACAAGCAGUUAAUGGAAGAAGAACUCAAUGAUUUAAGAUCAAAAUUAAGUACAUUUGACAAAGAUAAACAGCUCAUGGAGGAAGAACUCAAUGAUUUAAGAUCAAAACAGAGUGCAUUCGAUACGGAUAAAAAAUUAAUGGAAGAAAAAAUGAAUAAUUAUUGUAAACAAAUAGAAAAUUUUGAAACAGAAAACAUUGAAUUAAAGAAAAUUCAACAACAAUUAUCAGAAAUUCCAAUGCAUCAAUCAAAUGAAAAUUUCGAUGAAAUUGUUUCGCAACGUAUCGAUUCUUUUCUUAAUUUUACUGAUAACAAAGCACAACAUAUAUCAAAAGUAUUAUCAGACAUUCCAACAUUACUUCAUUCAAUUGGAAUAACAAAUUAUAGUGAUGAAGACUUUUCAAAUCAAUUAAAUCUUGAAAAUCUUCUUCGUUUAUGUUCAUUAUUACUUGAAAGAUGUCAAAUUUUACAAAAUAAUAAUAUAUUAAAUAAUUCAUCAAUAAAUAAGGAACUUCUUUCAAUUACUCAAACUGAUGACUAUGAACAAUGUCGAUUAUUAAUUCAUCGACAAGAUCAUCCUGGAUUAGAUACACUUUUUGAACAUCUUCAUUCAUGGAUAAAUCAAUCAAAUGAUUCAGAUGAUUGGGAACUUUGUCUGGCGAAACCCAUUAAUCAGAGCACUAAUCAAUACAUUCGAUUAAAAGUAAACGAUUGUAAAUUUGUUCCCGAACAAAUUGAGCAUGAACUUGUGCAAGUACGUUUCCAACUUGAUCAAUUAUCAAUAGAUAAUGAAGAACAACGGCGUGAAAUUGCUACUCUCGAAGAAAAUCUUCGUUCUUUUGAACAAUUAAAAGAACAAUAUACAGAAAAAUGUGAAAAAACAAAUGAAUUACAAAAUAUUAUUAAUCAAAAAACUAUCGAUAAAACGAAGUUUGAUCAACUUGAAUCAUCAUAUGAAGAAUUUCAACAAAAAUGUAUUCAUCUUGAACAAAUCAAAUCUAAAUAUGAUUUAUUAAAAGAAAAUUUUAAUAGAACAAAUCUUCAAUUACAAGAUCAGCAAGAAAAAUAUCAAAUUGAAAUAAAACAACAACAACAAAAAUUUGAUAAUACAAAUCAAAUUCAAGAUGAACGUUAUUCAUCAUCAUUAAAACAAACACAACAAUUAAGUGAUUUACUUGAAACAGAAAGAAAUGAAAAUAAGAAAUUAAAAAAUAUCAAUAAACAAUUAGAAAAUGAUUUAAAAGAAAAUAAUGAAUUAUUUUUUGAAAAAACUAAACAAGCUGAUGAUUUGGAUAAACAAUUACAAACAAUAAAUAAUGAAUAUCAAGGUUUAAAAAUAAAAUUUGAUCAAAUAAAAGAUGAAAAAACUAAAUUUAUAAAUGAUACUAGUUCAUUUAUGGAAAAAAUACAAAAUUUUGAAAUAGAAAAAUCUGAACUUUUACAAACUAUUAAUAAUUUAAAACAAGAUUUAGAAAGCGAUAAAUUAAAUUCUAAUCAAAUAAUGAAAAAGAUUAAAGAAGAAAGUUAUCAAGAAAAAGUUCAAAUGGAAAAUGAAUUACAACAAACUAUUGAAAGUCUUAAACAACAAUUAGAAACCACUAAAAAUGAUAUUAAAAAUCAUCAAUUAGAAUCUAUUGAAAGAAAAAAAUUAAUUCUUGAAAAUGAACAAAUUCAAACGAAUAAUCUUCGAUCUGAAUUAGAAAAAUCUCAAAAAGAAAAUGAACAAUUGAAUCAAACUACAAGUGAAUUAAAUCAGAAACUCGAAAAUCAAAUAGUUCAAUCUAAUGCAACUAUUCAAGAUCUACAAGAAAAACAACAAAAAAUGAAAAUUUUAUUAUCACGUCUUAAAAAAGAAUUACAAGAAAAAACUCAACAACCUAAACAAAGUUUAAUCGAUCUUGAAUUAGCUGAUUAUGAAAAAACAAUUAAAACACUAAAAGAUAAUUUAACACAUAAAGAUAAAGAAAUUCAAGAUUUACGUGAUGAUUUAACAAAUGUUAAUGAAAAAAAUCUUUCUCUUAAACAAGAAAUUGAAAAUUUAGAACAAUUAAAAUUACAAACUCAAGAACGUGCUGAUAAAAUUAAAAUAUUAUUAGAUACAACUAAAAAAGAAUUACAAGAUGCAAAAGAUCUUGAAAAACAAAGAUAUCAAAAUGAUGACAAUCUACGAACAUUAUUUGAUAAAUUACAAAUUGAAUUAGAUACUAAUAAAGUAACUAUUAGUCAAUUACUUUCUGAAAAACAACAAUUAGCUGAACGAUUAAAUAAUCAAAGUGACACAAAUCAAAGAACAAUUAAUUUACUUGAACAAAAUCUACAUAUUGCAAAACAUGAGUUGGAUAUAGCUAAACAGGAUUAUGAAACGCUUCAAGAUGAUUUUAAUAAUUAUAAAAUUCGAGCACAAAGUGUCCUGAAACAACAACAAUCUACUCAACGUGAACGUAUGCCAUCAAUAGCUGAUAAACAAACUGAAUUAGAAGAAAUAAUUGAAAAAUUAAAAAUAAAUCUUCAAGAAGCAAAUAAUAAAAUUCAAUUGUUAAAAUCCGAAAAUGAAAUAUUACAGAAAGAACAAGAUCGUUUGAAUGAAGUACAAACUAAAAUAGUUAAUGAAUCAAGAAAACGUGAACAAGAUCUUCGAAAACAACAUCAAAUGGAACUCGAGAAGAUGGAAAAUGAAUGUUUAAAACGAAUGAAUGAUAGUCAUGAUAUGAUGAAAAAUGUUAAACUUGAAAAUGAUACACUUUCAACAACAUUUAAAGAACAAAUAACUGCAAUAAAAAUUGAUCAUGAACGUUCAAUAUCAAUUUUACAAAAUCAAUUACAAGCAUCAAAACAAGAAAUUGAACAAUUAAAAAAUCGUAUGGAAUUAUUACGACAAACAAAUGUUGAUAAUGAAAAAGAAUCUUCUCAAGUUGUAUUUAAUAAUGAUAUUAAUAAAGAGGAUAUUCCAUGGACUUAUUCAGAACGUCAACAAGGAGAAGGAUCCGAAUCAGCCAGUGUUGAUUUUCAGCCGGCCGAUGUUGCUGUUAAAACUUUAGAAAAUGUUUUAUUCGGUAACACUAACACUAUUCAAUCAUCAUCUUCAAACGUGGAAAAACCUCGUCAUAUACUUUUCGAAGAUGUUGAAUUAGAACGUCAACGUAUUGAAGAAGAACUUAAUAAAACAAAAUAUCGUUUACUUAAUACAACUGAACUUCUUAAUGAAUCAGAAUUAAAUAAUGUACGUUUAAGUGAACAAGUAUCAUUACUUAAAGAUGAAAUACGACGUAUUGAACGUAAUAUGGAUCGUGCUGAAUCAAUAUCAAAUUUAGAAUAUUUAAAAAAUAUAAUUUUAAAAUUUUUUAUAUUAAAAUCUACACAUGAACGUUUACAAAUAAUACCUGUUCUUGUUACAAUGCUGAAAUUAAGUCCUGAUGAGCAAGCUAAACUUAUUCGUGUUGCACAACAAGCAACAUCUAUUGUGGAUGUGUCAUCAAAUAGUGAACCUAAUACACAACAAGUCACAAAUAAUGCUAAUUCAAAUUCUUCUGCUUGGACUUCUUAUUUAAAUAUGUGGUGA
Molecule: messenger RNA, 5244 nt
Organism: Rotaria sp. Silwood2
Lineage: Eukaryota; Metazoa; Rotifera; Eurotatoria; Philodinida; Philodinidae
Source: the annotation of a GenBank genome assembly